AUGUACUUUGACUACUGCGAAUCAAUCAAGAAACUGAGAAUUUUGGAAAACCAGUAUUAUGUGGAGAUGUUUCAAGCCAGAAAAAAAUCUUACUUCCGGGAUCAAACGUCCAUAGAGGAUCGUGCUGUAAACACAGCGCUAUUAAGACGAGCUAUUGAACAGCUCAAUGAGAAUAAUGACAUAUUGAGAUGUCUCAGAAGCAUGGGGCAAGCCAAUGCUAAUUACUUAAGACGCCAAAUCGGUCCACCUCCAUCACCAUAGCCUUCAUCCCAGUGGCGUAAUUGAGAAUGUUUCAUGGGGGGGGGAUCAAAAUAAAUUUGUAUGGCAAAUUAUAAUAAUUAAUUUGACAUAAUAAUUAUUGAAUAAACUGCAGUGACUGCAAUUAAAUUUUAAUAC
Aphis gossypii (cotton aphid) is the source of this 396-nucleotide messenger RNA. RefSeq lists its product as uncharacterized. The record is from RefSeq and is a predicted model, not a curated record. Lineage: Eukaryota; Metazoa; Arthropoda; Insecta; Hemiptera; Aphididae. The transcript is spliced from 3 exons. Bases 1 to 261 code for a protein of 86 amino acids.